UUUGAUUCCCAAAUUACAACCGAUAUAAUGAUUCAGGCGGCGGCGAUGCGGCGGAGCUCCUUCUUUUCCUUGAGUUCUCAGCUUCAGCAAUGCAGGGGCAUCCGAGUCAAGGUUAUAAACAGCAAUUUAGAUCAGGCUCUGAGCUUAAUGCAGCGGAAGAUGCAGUCCAGCGGCAUCGAGCGAAUGAUAAAGCAGGAACAGCUCACCCAUGUUAAAAAUUCCGAGAAGCGCGUUUUGGCCAAGAAGAAUUUGGAGCGCAAGAUUCGUGCACAGGAUCUCGCCCGCAAGCUCAAGACGAUUCUCGUUCAGAAAGUCAGGGGUCUAUAAGAUUAGCUUGAAGGGGUUAUGUGGAAACCAUUUACAUCUGCCACUUAUAGGUAGUUGAAUUUCCAGUGGUUUCUUGAGGUAAUUUUUUGUGUACAUUGCCUGGGGGGCAGGACCUCAACUCUUGAUGGCAAAACUCCCACCAAUAAAUCAGUCUUCCAAUGCCAAAUAUUUUGAUGUAUGCAAAUUAUCUGGUGGACCUUAAAAUUUACUGGAAUUUGUAGAGGGGAAUGUUUUACGUUAA
Salvia hispanica is the source of this 568-nucleotide messenger RNA. RefSeq names its product Ribosomal protein S21 family protein. Gene Ontology annotation, molecular function: structural constituent of ribosome. Lineage: Eukaryota; Viridiplantae; Streptophyta; Magnoliopsida; Lamiales; Lamiaceae. Gene Ontology annotation, cellular component: ribosome. The record is from RefSeq and is a predicted model, not a curated record. Gene Ontology annotation, biological process: translation.